AUGUCAGACUCAACCCUCUACCUCUACACUUCCCUGACCGCGGGGUCAUCGCACAUCGUUACCGCGACCGCCCGAAUCGAGACAAUCCUCAAAGCGAACAAGCUCCCCUUCCGCGCCAUUGAUGUCGCCACCGACGAAGCCGCCCGUAAGCUGUGGGGCCGACGCUCCAAGGGCAAGAAGCUUCCAGGAUUGGUGAAAUACGGCGAUAUUGUGGGAGAUCUGGAGCAGAUCGAAGAAUGGAACGAGUUCGGAGAAUUACGUAUGGUAGUAAACAGCGUGCAGGACCUGGGCGGAAUGCCCGCCACCAGCAAUCCUAUCCCAGCAGCGACAGAGACCAAAACCGAGCCCACGCCCACCACCCCCAAACCCUCUACGAUCAAGAUCCAAACCCCUCCCGUUACCAAGCCCGAAGAGAAGAAGGAUGAUACGGCCGUGCUAGCUCUGCGCCAGGCUAGCUCUGAGGCUGCCUCGAAAGCGAAGACCAAGACAGACGAUAAGAAAGAAUCGAAAGAACAGGAUACAGAGGUACCUGUUUCCAACCGCGCACACCGUGGCUCGGUCGCCCCCGAAUUGCCAGACGCCGCACCGGAUUCACCCCAGACCAUGAAACGCCCGAGCCUAGUCCCCGAACAAGCGGCCGUAUCAUCGGCAAACUUCCACGCGGAUAAUGCAGAGGUGCUCGGAUUGGUUGGACACCAUCGCUCGUCCGGGGUGUCGUCACUCGAGAACGCGGAUCAGGAACAGGCAGUGCGCGAGAUUAGGAAGUCCGUCUCUGCGGAGCCUACGGGCGAUCUUGAUGCUCUGCGUAAAGAGGCUGCGAAUAAGGCGAAGACCGAGUCGAUUGAGGAGGUACCGAGUCCGAUCGACGAUGUGGCUGUGGAGAAUAAGGAAGCGCUUAUGGAACCCAAUGAGCCUAAGGGCAAUGCUAUUGCUGAAGUGAUUGCGACGGCUGUGGCGCCUCAAGAGAUCAAGUCGGAGCCUAAGAAGGAGGAGACUACCGGUGCCAAGGAGACGGAAGAUGCGAAGGAUGAUACCAAGGCAGGGCUGGCUCCCGCAGGCAAGUCGGCGGAGUAG
Molecule: messenger RNA, 1074 nt
Organism: Penicillium mononematosum
Lineage: Eukaryota; Fungi; Ascomycota; Eurotiomycetes; Eurotiales; Aspergillaceae
Exons: 2
Coding region: 1-1074 (357 amino acids)
Cellular component (GO): cytoplasm
Source: RefSeq, a predicted model, not a curated record